Stylonychia lemnae is the source of this 456-nucleotide messenger RNA. The record is from the annotation of a GenBank genome assembly. NCBI's taxonomy places the organism in Eukaryota, Ciliophora, Spirotrichea, Sporadotrichida, Oxytrichidae.
AUGCUUGAUGUAAAAACUGGUACUGCUAUCAAAUCGUUGAAGCUAAAUGGACAUAUGCAUUCAGUAAGACCUUAAGUUUUUGAGGUUGAUUCAAAUUCAAAAGUCUAUAUUGCUAUAGACCUUUUUGCAUCAGAUACAACUUCAUUCUUAGUAAUUGAUUAAAAUCUUGGAUCUAUUAUUUUAAAAGUUUCAUUUACAAUACACACUAUCAGAAGUAUGCUUUUUGAUGAUUCUAAUUAAAAUCUUUACCUUGCUGGUAGUACAUUAAAUAUGGGGAACUACAAAUAUGUAUUGGGUAUAUUUGAUAAUGAAUUUUCUAGUCAUUAUGCGCAAGAAUUUAUUCUUAAUGGGGAUUAAAAGUACUAUUAUGAUUCUACAGUAUAGUUAAUGGAAAAUAGUAUUGAUGGAAAAUACUUGAGUGGCUGUACUUCUAGUGAUACCACCACAAUUAAUUGA